AUGUGGAACCGUCGCAACUCAUUGAAAUUUGGCUACCCAACAGUAGCUGUGGACUGUAUCAGCUCCAAGGCAAGUGCCAUGCUUCAAGAAUUUCUAUCGGUGCAAGCCUCCCCUGUUACGGCUCCCACAACUGCUGCUCUUCACCAAUGGAGACCUCUAGAGUAUCCAUUUUUCAUGGCAAACUUCGAUGCUACGGUAUUCAAGACCAGCUCCUUCAUUGGUAUCGGUGUGAUCAUUCGAGACGGCAUGGGAGAAGCAAUUGGAGCUCUAACAAUGCCAAUCCCUUUAGCCAACUCAGUAGCAACCAUGGAAGCUUUGGCUUGUUGUAGGGCGGUGCUGUUCGCCAAGGAAAUAGGACUCUCAGACAUGAUCUUUGAAGGUGAUUCUGCAGAAGUGAUCCAAGCAAUCACCCAAGAGAAUUCGGACCACCUGGACUUUGGUCACAUUAUUGAUGAUAUUAGGAUUUUAGCUUCAGACUUAAACUCAUUUCAGUUUUGUCAUGUGAAACGUAACUGUAACGUAGUUGCUAAUGCUCUCGCUAAAAGAGCAAAAAAUUCGUCGAGCUUAGAUGUUUGGCUUGAAGAUGUAUCGGAUGAUAUUGUUCACCUUCUUUCUUUUGAUAUUCCUUAA
This is a messenger RNA of Quercus lobata, 630 nucleotides long. RefSeq lists its product as uncharacterized. The coding region runs from base 1 to 630 and encodes 209 amino acids. Gene Ontology annotation, molecular function: nucleic acid binding; RNA-DNA hybrid ribonuclease activity. The record is from RefSeq and is a predicted model, not a curated record. The transcript has a single exon. NCBI's taxonomy places the organism in Eukaryota, Viridiplantae, Streptophyta, Magnoliopsida, Fagales, Fagaceae.